Molecule: messenger RNA, 1182 nt
Organism: Rubroshorea leprosula
Lineage: Eukaryota; Viridiplantae; Streptophyta; Magnoliopsida; Malvales; Dipterocarpaceae
Source: the annotation of a GenBank genome assembly
CAUGAUGGUUGAUUAUUACUUAGAGGAUUAAUUUUCUCCUUUCUAUUUUGAUAGUAGCCCACAAAAAUGCUUCCUAAAAGAAACACCGGCUCUAUAGCUAGUCAAGGAAUUGGCCUCCAAUGAGGGAGACCACCCUAGGCUAGGCAAGUUGGGUUAGGUAAAGGCAUAACGACUAGUAUACAAAGUGAGCCAAUGAAUUUGAAUGUGGGAGGAGGUGGUGAUCGAAAUGAGUCACAGCAUUCAUCUAUUGGAAAUCAUGAUUGGCAGAGGAUUAAUGACAAUGGAAGACAAAUGGGACAACAGGACCAACCUACUGUUAGAGAGUUGAUGCAAGCAUUUGUAGAUGCAAUGUCAAGGUCGAAAUGUCGAUUGAUAGACUUUGUUAAAUUAACAAAACCUUUUGAUGGUUCCUCCACUGCUCCAGUUGUAGCUGAGGAUUGGAUUGAUGAUAUUGAGAAAGCUUUUAGAGGGAAAGAGGAGCGUAUUCUUACUGCUCUAAUAACACUUGAGAAAUUCAAAGAGUCUUUUUAUAGAGAUUUUAUCCCUAGCAGUGUAAGGGUUGAAAUGCAAAGGAAAUAUUUUAAUUUGCAACAAGGUAAUAAAACAGUGGUUGAUUAUGAGAAGGAGCUUUAUCAACUCUCUAAAUUUGUUUCACCUACUAUUCAAGGGGAUGAAGAAACCAAAAUUCAGAAAUUUACUUUUGGGCUCAACUCUAACGUUCAGCAUGAAGUAAUGACCUUGUGCCUGAAGACCUCUUUUGAGGUUGUUAAUAAGGCUAAGUUAGUGGAGCAAGCUUUUAAACUCACUAAGACUGGGGAAGGGUCAGGUAGUGGGGUGAAGAGGCAAAGAUGGCCUGAGAUACAGAGUGGAAACAAAUUUAGAGGCCUAGGUUCUAGACAAAAUAAGAAACAGAGCACUGGAUUCUCUAAAAGCCGUGUUACAAAAUCAUGAAGCAUAAAUUCUACACUAUGACGAGAUUUGAUAUUGCGUUCCAUACAGAUGCGAUUCCAUCUUGAACCCAAAUAAACAUUAUGCUUGCUUGUAUGUGUAGAAAUGUGGUUCACAUGAAUGCUAAACCCAUAACUCAUCAUCUUCCUCAAGAAUCAUCACUUUAAUAGCACCCAUAUCUUCAUAGAUUCCAUAUUCAUUGGCAUAUUAUUUGAAGAAAUGCUUAAUUUUGUA